Nannospalax galili (Upper Galilee mountains blind mole rat) is the source of this 3094-nucleotide messenger RNA. It is a transcript of the gene Hpse, whose product is annotated as heparanase. The record is from RefSeq and is a predicted model, not a curated record. Gene Ontology annotation, molecular function: hydrolase activity, acting on glycosyl bonds. The transcript is spliced from 11 exons. Gene Ontology annotation, cellular component: extracellular matrix; membrane. The coding region runs from base 112 to 1668 and encodes 518 amino acids. NCBI's taxonomy places the organism in Eukaryota, Metazoa, Chordata, Mammalia, Rodentia, Spalacidae.
AGUGGGAGGUGUGGAGCCGGGAGGCGCUGGCUUGAGAGCCGGACUCGGAGCCCGGCGGGCGGCAGCAGGGGCGCCAGCUCUCUGGGUCGCUGCCAGCCAGGUGAGCCCGAGAUGCUGCGGCUGUCGCUGCUGCUGUGGCUCUGGGGGCCGCUCAGUCCCCUAGUCCAGUGCAUCUUGGCCGCGCAGGCUGAAGAUGUGGUAGAGCUGGAGUUCUCCACCCAGCGGCCGCUGCACCUGGUGAGUCCCUCGUUCCUGUCCAUCACCAUCGACGCCAACCUGGCCACCGACCCGCGGUUCCUCACCUUCCUGGGUUCCCCAAAACUUCGGGCUUUGGCCAGAGGUUUGUCUCCUGCAUACCUAAGAUUUGGUGGCACCAAGACAGACUUCCUUAUUUUUGACCCCAAGAAGGAACCAAGCCAUGAAGAAAGGAGUUACUGGAAAUCUCAAGUGAACCAUGAUAUUUGUAGAUCUGGAGCCAUCCCUGCUGUUGUAGUGAGGAGACUACAGGUGGAAUGGCCCUUCCAGGAGCAGUUGCUACUCAGAGAACAGUACCAAAAAGAGUUUAAAAACAGCACUUACUCACGAAGCUCAGUGGACAUGCUGUACACGUUUGCUAGGUGCUCGGGAUUGGACUUGAUCUUUGGUCUAAAUGCGUUACUAAGAACUGCGGAUUUUCGGUGGAACAGCUCCAAUGCUCAGCUCCUGCUGAACUACUGCUCUUCCAAGAACUAUGACAUAUCCUGGGAACUGGGCAAUGAGCCUAAUAGUUUUUGGAAGAAGGCUCACAUUUCCAUCGAUGGAUUGCAGUUAGGAGAAGAUUAUAUUGAGUUGCAUAAGCUUCUAAGAAAAUCAACUCUCAAAAAUGUGAAACUCUAUGGUCCUGAUGUUGGUCAACCUCGAGGAAAGACAGUUAAGUUGCUGAGAAGCUACUAUUUGAAUGGACGAAUUGCUACCAAAGAAGAUUUUUUAAGCCCUGAUGUUCUGGACACUUUUAUUUUAUCUGUGCAAAAAAUUCUACAGGUGGUUGAGGAGACUAGACCUGGCAAGAAAGUCUGGCUGGGAGAGACAAGCUCUGCAUAUGGCGGUGGAGCACCCUUGCUGUCCAACACCUUUGCAGCUGGCUUUAUGUGGCUGGAUAAAUUGGGCCUGUCAGCCCAAAUGGGCAUAGAAGUGGUGAUGAGGCAAGUGUUCUUUGGAGCUGGAAACUACCACUUAGUGGAUAAAAACUUCGAACCUUUACCUGAUUAUUGGCUGUCUCUUCUGUUCAAGAAACUGGUGGGUUCCAAGGUGUUAAUGGCAAGAGUGAAAGGCCCAGACAGAAGCAAGCUUCGAGUGUACCUCCACUGCACAAACAUCAAUCACCCAAGGUAUCAAGAAGGAGAUUUAACUCUGUACGCCUUAAACCUUUAUAAUGUCACCAAGCACUUGAAGUUACCUUAUCAGUUAUUUAACAAACCAGUGGAUAAGUACCUUGUAAAACCUUUGGGACCUGGUGGAUUACUUUCCAAAUCUGUCCAACUCAAUGGUCAAGCCUUGAAGAUGGUGGAUGAUCAAACCCUGCCAGCUUUGACAGAAAAGCCUCUCCGCCCAGGAAGUUCACUAGGCUUGCCUGCCUUUUCAUAUGGGUUUUUUGUCAUAAGAAAUGCCAAAGUUGCUGCUUGUCUAUGAAAAUAAAAGGCAAGACAGUUGCCCUGAGGUGAAAGAUCUCAAAGGUAUCAUUGAUAAGAGUAAGGCAGAACUCUAGUUGUAGGAAGGCAGGCAGACUUGUUACAAAACCACUGGAGCUUCGGGAACACUGGGACAGUCUCCCAUGCUAGAUUGAGCAGGGCGUUUUGAUCUGAGUAGAAUGACAGCUAGUAAUACUGUGUGCCAGACAAUUCUCAGCACUUUACACGUGCUAUUUUUAAGGUUAUUAAAAAAUGUGUAGGAAUACCCCCCACCAAUAUGACCAGGAGUUCAAUAAGUGAAGGAUAUAUGGUGAGGUUUAAGUGCUUACUUGCUUUUAUUUUUAAAACCAUCAGGAGAUUGUCAAAUUCUUUCCUUUAGGAGCCUCUGCAGCUCCUGUGAGGACAAGGGUCAUUGCAGGAACCUCAAAGCCAGCUGUAAAAGAGGAAUUACCUGUCCACACUACACUGUAGCAGGAGCUAGAAUGUAGAAUCAGCUGCUGUGUCUCUUUUCUUUAUUCUGUUUGUCUUUUUUUUUUUUGGCAAUAGUUUGUGAGAUGGUUAGACACGAUAGUGUCAAAAACAAAACAAAACAAAUCAGUGAGUGACAAUUGAGAGGGAAGGGAUUAUGUAAACUUGAAGUUUGAAAAUGACCAUGAAGGAGAUGGUUGGCUGACUAAGGGAAAAUUUUAGAAAACACCUACUACUCAUUGCCAUCUGCAAAGGUCUACCUUUUCUCUACUAUUACUUCUCGAUUCACUUGAGAAGCUCUGGGCUGCAAGUAACAAAAGCUCCUGAGUCAAAUGAUUAAGACAAUAAGGAAAUCUCUAAUCCACCUAAGAAGUUGUUCAAGUAAGGCAGGGUCCAGCAGCUGGGUGUGUUUCAGGGGUCCAGCUUCUUUCCCUGUGCUGGGUACAUCCUUGGGCUGGAUCAUGAAGACUAUACAUUGUCUACAGAUUCGUUGAGAUCUGGUAGAAACAAGAGACAUGAGUGACUUUCUUUUGUCCUCUUCACAGAUUUGAAGAGCUCUUCCACAGAGGUUCCUAGAAUAUCUUUCCUCAUGUCUCCUCAUGUCCUAUAGGUCAGGAAUGGUCAUGUGGUCUUUUCCCCAAUCACUGCCCAUGACAGUGAGAUGCCUAUAUUCAAGGAAUCCUCCUUUGGAGCAGAGGCCUAGGGGAGUCUACAGCACUAGACAUUGCAGUUCUGUGCUUUUUAUCAGUGACAACAUGCAUUAUUUUCCCAGUAUUUUAAUAUUCUUAGGGAUUAUGAUUCUAUAUGUUUAUGCCUGCUAUGAGUAUUAUCUCAAUUAAUUCAGUCUAAAUACAUUUAUAAAGCUAGACCUUAAACUUUGGAUGCUUCAGUAUUCUCAAAUUUUUAUGUAAGUGGCUUUUAUAUUUUCACAUUUGAAAUAAACUCAUUUUUAACUUUAA